This is a messenger RNA of Coregonus clupeaformis (lake whitefish), 2845 nucleotides long. RefSeq names its product LARGE xylosyl- and glucuronyltransferase 1 (gene large1). The coding region runs from base 4 to 2301 and encodes 765 amino acids. The record is from RefSeq and is a predicted model, not a curated record. Gene Ontology annotation, biological process: protein O-linked glycosylation via mannose. The transcript has 14 exons. Gene Ontology annotation, molecular function: xylosyltransferase activity; glucuronosyltransferase activity. Lineage: Eukaryota; Metazoa; Chordata; Actinopteri; Salmoniformes; Salmonidae.
AGGAUGCUGGGAAUGUGUCGCGGGCGCAGGAAGUUCCUCGCUGCCUCCCUCGCCCUGCUCUUCAUCCCUGCACUCACCUGGCUGUACCUCUCUGCUGGCAACUUCCAAGUGAAGCCCCUCCCCCUGUCGCCCCUGUUGCCUCAGUUGUCCACGUUGACGGCCAGGGCCAGGGGCGGGGCCUUGGGAGGGGGUGUGUCUAGGGAGGCGUUGGAGCUGAGGGUCCGUGAGGUCGAAGAGGAGAACCAGCUUCUCCGCCGUGAACUCAGCCGACCCCCCCGUAGCCCUGCUGGCCCUGGUUCCCAUCACGCCAAUCACCACGGCAACCAGAGCAAGACCCACUCGGAGGAGGGAACAGGGGACAACGAGGCGGGGCUUAAAGCUGGCUCCACGGGCAACAGGUCAGACUGUGUGCAGCAACCACCGGUAGACAAGUGUGAGACCAUUCACGUGGCCAUCGUGUGCGCCGGGUACAACGCCAGUCGUGAUGUGGUGACACUCGUCAAGUCUGUCCUCUUUCACAGACGGAACCCUCUCCACUUCCACAUCAUAACAGACUCUACUGCCCAGCAGAUCCUAGCGUCUCUGUUCCAUACCUGGAUGGUCCCUGCAGUCAGGGUAGACUUCUACGAUGCAGACGAACUCAAGGCUGAGGUGUCAUGGAUCCCCAACAAGCAUUACUCCGGUAUCUACGGUCUGAUGAAGCUGGUGCUCACCAAGACCUUACCCCCAGACCUGCAGAAAGUCAUCGUCCUGGACACAGACAUCACCUUCGCUACAGACAUCGCUGAGCUCUGGGCCGUCUUCCACAAGUUCAAAGGUCAGCAGGUUCUAGGUCUGGUGGAGAACCAGAGUGACUGGUACCUGGGGAACCUGUGGAAGAAUCAUCGUCCCUGGCCCGCCCUGGAGAGGGGCUUCAAUACAGGUGUGAUCUUGCUGCUGCUGGACCGACUGAGGAAGCUGAGGUGGGAACAGAUGUGGAGACUGACGGCAGAGAGAGAACUGAUGAGCAUGUUGUCUACAUCACUGGCUGACCAGGACAUCUUCAACGCCGUGAUCAAACAGAACCCCUUCCUGGUUCACCAGCUGCCCUGCUUCUGGAAUGUUCAGCUCUCAGACCACACCCGCUCGGAGAAGUGCUACAAAGACGUGUCAGACCUCAAGGUGAUCCAUUGGAACUCUCCUAAGAAGCUGAGAGUGAAGAACAAGCAUGUAGAAUUUUUCAGGAACCUCUACCUAACCUUCCUGGAGUACGAUGGAAACCUCCUGAGACGAGAACUCUUCGGCUGCCCCAGCGAGACAGACCACAACAGCGAAAACCUCCAGAAGACUCUGUCAGAGUUGGAUGAAGAUGAUCCGUGUUAUGAGUUCCGUCGGGAGCGUUUCACGGUUCACAGGACUCACCUCUAUUUCCUUCACUACGAGUAUGAACCCAGCCCUGACCACACAGACGUUACACUGGUGGCUCAGCUCUCCAUGGACAGACUCCAGAUGUUGGAGGCUAUCUGUAAACACUGGGAAGGCCCCAUCAGUCUGGCCCUGUAUCUCUCCGACGCUGAGGCUCAGCAGUUCCUGCGCUACACCCAGGGGUCAGAGGUGCUGAUGUCGAGGGGGAACGUGGGCUACCACAUCGUGUACAAGGAGGGUCAGUUCUACCCGGUCAACCUGCUCAGGAACGUAGCCGCGCGACAGGUCAACACGCCCUACAUGUUCCUGUCAGACGUCGACUUCCUGCCCAUGUACGGGCUAUACGAUUACCUCAGGAAGUCUGUGGUGCAGCUGGACAUGGCUAACAAUAAGAAAGCUCUGGUGGUGCCGGCCUUCGAGACGCUCCGUUACCGCCUGGCUUACCCCAAGUCCAAGGCUGAGCUGCUGACACAACUGGACAUGGGGACUCUGUUCACCUUCAGAUACCAUGUCUGGACGAAGGGUCAUGCUCCCACUAACUUUGCUAAGUGGAGGACUGCCACCACGCCCUACAGGGUCCAGUGGGAAGCAGACUUUGAACCCUAUGUGAUGGUGAGAAGGGACAGUCCAGAGUACGACAGACGCUUCGUUGGCUUUGGGUGGAAUAAAGUGUCUCAUGUUAUGGAACUGGACGCCCAGGAGUAUGAGUUUGUGGUUCUGCCCAACGCCUUCAUGAUCCACAUGCCUCACGCCCCCAGCUUCGACAUCACCAAGUUCCGCUCCAACAAGCAGUACCGGGUCUGUUUGAAGACCCUGAAGGAGGAGUUUCAGCAGAACAUGUCUCGACGAUAUGGCUUCGCUGCCCUCAAAUACAUGACUGCAGAGAACAACAGCUAGCCAACGCUGAUGAGCCAGACACUCUGACCCGUUAUUGACUACACUACCCAUAACCCCCCCCUCCUCUAAGGCUGUCUAGGACUACACUACUACCCAGGACCCCUCUGGGCUGGGCAGAGGAGGGGGGAAAGGGCGAUGGAUUCUAAAGGACAGUUGAUAUAGGGAGUCAGGAGUGGACAGAUACUGUCAGUUCGGAGACAGAAUGGAGUUACUAAAGACUCUACCACGAACUCUGACCUUUGUGCCAACCAAUCAUGGGGUUUAAAUGUGUGGUCUGAUUCUUGUGAACUCUCACCUUUAGUUUGGGCUUAUGACCUUUGACCAAACCAGUGUUAACCAACUGAAGGGUAACCGUAAGGUCGUUGUGUCCCAAACAUUGUUUAACCCUCUGAGGAUGGAUGGAGCAGCCUGUCCAGGAGUUGCUGCCUGGUUUCCGGCUGGGUGAGGAAGCUGUUUCUGUGAAGGCUGCAUCAGUACAGGCUGGUUUGGCUUUCUACAGCUCCCUGCUCUUCUCGAACAACAGAACUGGACAUCACUGUGGGUG